Molecule: messenger RNA, 744 nt
Organism: Symbiodinium natans
Lineage: Eukaryota; Dinophyceae; Suessiales; Symbiodiniaceae
Source: the annotation of a GenBank genome assembly
AUGGGAAUGGGUGCAUCCGUGCGUCGCGAGCAAAAACCCAGCGCUGUGCAGGAUCCGACCUCUGAUGAGAGCCAGGCUUCUCAUGGUCGGGCAGAUGCUGGGACGCAGGCGCCGGGCGCCGAGGCGGAUGCUGCGAGCCCUCAGCAGUUAAAGGCUGCGCCUGAGCCCGAAGGGCCCGCAGGGCCUCCUGCAGGGUCUCUUGCAGGGCCGCCUGCAGGGCCGCCUGCAGGGCCGUCUGCAAGGCCAUCUGCAGGGCCUGCAGGGCUCGAAGUGGUUCAGGCAGCGAAGCUCAGCCCAGGGGCUGAGCCGAUCGCAGCUGGAGGAAGCUCCUCCAGUGCCGCUCUCGUUCAGGCCGUGGAGGCGGAGGAUUGGGCUGCAGCAGAGCAACUCCUCAAUGAGAGGCCAGGGGAUUGCGACGUCAAUGCGCGGACAACCGACUGGAACUACAGCUUGCUGCGUGCCUGUGCAGAGGAGGGCGCCGAAGGCCUUUGCCAGCUGCUCCUUGCCAGGCAGGCCGACGUGAAUGCGCGCGACCAGAACAACAUGACGCCAUUGAUGGGCUGUGUGGUGGGAGGUGACUACAGCGGUAUUGUCUCACUACUCCUGGAGGCACGCGCCGACGCUGCAGCCAUCACCGAUGAUGGCUUCACAGCUUUGAAGUGGGCAACGCGGUUGAAUCGAGACGCUUCCAUCACGCUGUUGCGAAAUGCCGGCAUGACUGGUGAGGCCUCUGCCUUUGCUUAG